Prosopis cineraria is the source of this 1058-nucleotide messenger RNA. Its product is annotated as protein PLANT CADMIUM RESISTANCE 2-like. Bases 168 to 872 code for a protein of 234 amino acids. The transcript has 4 exons. Lineage: Eukaryota; Viridiplantae; Streptophyta; Magnoliopsida; Fabales; Fabaceae. The record is from RefSeq and is a predicted model, not a curated record.
AAACUGGAUGCUUCAUUCAGAGGAAGAGGUUCGGGAUAAUAUUUUAUUUUAUGUGGAGGCGGAUGGGCUCCUUUUGAAUUGUUGCAUCCUUACUUGGCUUUGACUCCGCCCUUCACUAGUUGGAAGCUGGAACCGUUCCUCACGCUGCUGCAGCUUCCUCAUGAGCCAUGCCCGCAUAUAAAGGGGCCACGCCUACCCCAGCAGCAGCACCAGCAGCAGCAUUCUCAGCCUCAACCCCACCAUCAGCAAUCAGCAAUCAGCAAUCAGCAAUCAGGAUGUAUCCCCAAAACCCAAAUGAGUACUACGGCAAGCCCCACGACUCCCAGGCCCCCACCGGCUUCCCCGUCUCCGCCCCCUCCAACUCCUACUACUCCUCCGACUCCUACUCCUCCAAUUCCCACUACCACCCCUCCGCCCUCCCUUCCUACCCUCUCCAGUCCAAGCCCCGCGUCGACUGGUCCACCGGCCUCUGCGACUGCACCUCCGACGUCAGAAACUGUUGCAUCACGUGCUGGUGUCCUUGCAUCACGUUCGGUCAGAUAGCGGAGAUCCUGGACAAAGGGUCGACGUCGUGCGGGGCGAGCGGGGCGCUGUAUACGCUGGUGGCGUGCGUCACGGGGUGCGCUUGCUUGUACUCUUGCUUCUACAGGGCCAAGAUGAGGCAGCAGUUCUUGCUCAAGGACAAGCCUUGCUGCGACUGCCUCCUUCACUGCUGCUGCGAGCCCUGUGCCCUCUGUCAGGAGUAUCGUGAGCUUCAAAAUCGUGGAUUCGACAUGCUCAUCGGAUGGCAUGGCAACGUGGAGCAACGCAACAGAGAAUUGGCCAUGACCACCGCCACAGCUCCGGCAGUAGAGCAGGGCAUGAGCCGCUGAGUUCUUCAUUCCUUAUUCAACGCCAUUUCUAUGCUUUGCUUUGUAUAAUUCCUCCUUCCACUUUGCCUGUAACCAGAUCCACAUCCCCUCUCGCUGGUCUUGACCUGUUGUUGUAAUUAAGUAGUUUCAACCAAGUCACAUUAUUUACAUCAUUUAUAAAUAAUAUUAUUUCUAAAUUUUACUAUA